UCAGCCUUGAUGUUCGGGAUUUGUAACGUCAGUAUCGUACGACUUGCAUAGAAUAAACCUGGUUGGGGACAUACUCAUUGCAGUCAGACCCAUGAUUUCCCGGACUCUGGAGUUCUGUUAUAUCAGCGCGAGAACUCCCACUUUGGUGGCGAUUUGGUGGUGAUCCCAAGACCUUUUGUUUUCCAACCAAGUGUUACACGAACACGAAGAUGGCGUAUUAUACUAGUGGCCAAUGGCCUGCGGUCCAGACGUCAACAUGGCCUGGCCCAGCCCCUUAUCAUGACUGGCAAAACUCAGCGAUGAAUGGUGGCUCGCCUGAGUCAAGCUCUGUAAGUCUUCCUACACAAGCUAAGGAAGCACGAGCUAAGACCCCCCAGUCAAACUCUCCUUCGCAGGGCUACUACGAACCCAUGGAUGCGGCAAACAUAACUUCCUACACAGCCUCAUCCUACUCCCAACAAGGAGCUGCUUCAAGCUCAGCCUAUUACUCCCACGACUCAGAAGGACCAUCAAUUUCCUACCUCCCAACAACAGCCGACGACAUCCCGUACUACUGCUCCGGAGAUACCACCUCUUACGACCCAUCAGCGCUCACCUCUCCCACUCAAUAUUCCUCAGAACCCGUAUACCAAGACGACCAAAGCCAGUACGACAUGACACCAGAACCAGAAUCCUCGGGCCCGGGAAGGAGGAAAUCCACGUCGAAUUCAAGUUCGAAGCAGAAACGGCAGCUGCAAAACCGCCUGGCGCAGCGCGCAUUCAGAGAGAGGCAGGCGAGGCAGCAGGAGGAGCUGCAUCGAAAGGUCAGGCAUCUGAAGGAGCAGUAUGAGGAUUUGGAGGGCAAGUACCAGCAGUUGAGGGGCGAGCAUGAGCGGUGUGGGCAGAAGGAGCAUCGGCGAGAUUGUAACUGUGGGAGGGCGUGAAACUUUUUACGCUUUGAGAUUUGGAUAUUGAUUUCUGGAGUUCUUGGGUUAUUGGAUGGGUGAGCUUAACGAGAGAAGAUUAAGAGAAGACCAUUUAGGCUGAUUUGGUCGUUUGUACGAGCGGGAGUCUGGGACAGAAAGCAGAUCUGCUCAAUUUGUUAUUAUUAUACUUACUUGCGCAAGCGAAAAAUGUCUUCACGAAGUCACGAAAGCAUUUUAGCGGGCGAGGUAGUUCUGGCGUAUACUUUGGAACUUUUUUAAUUAGAGCAUCCAAAUGAUAUGACCAUUUUCAGACAAGUCGG
This is a messenger RNA of Hyaloscypha bicolor E, 1225 nucleotides long. RefSeq lists its product as uncharacterized. Lineage: Eukaryota; Fungi; Ascomycota; Leotiomycetes; Helotiales; Hyaloscyphaceae. The transcript has a single exon. Gene Ontology annotation, molecular function: DNA-binding transcription activator activity, RNA polymerase II-specific; transcription cis-regulatory region binding. The coding region runs from base 210 to 923 and encodes 237 amino acids. Gene Ontology annotation, cellular component: RNA polymerase II transcription regulator complex. The record is from RefSeq and is a predicted model, not a curated record.